ACUUUGUAAUAAACAAACCCGAGCUUGGGACCAAUGGCCGGGUCCAAAAUUUUUGUGUAAUUUACUGCCUGUCAAGUGUAAUGCAACCGCGAAAGACUCUCUUUAUUGAUUAAACUUUCCUAUCCUAGUUAAUUACAUGCUAAUGUAAGGGAACACUGUAGUUACGGGCCUCACAAUAGAAGAUGUUCAAGAACACAUUUCAGUCUGGAUUCCUGUCAAUUCUUUACAGCAUAGGCAGCAAACCUUUGCAGAUCUGGGACAAAAAAGUUCGCAAUGGGCACAUAAAGCGGAUAACGGACAACGACAUCCAGAGUUUGGUGCUAGAGAUAGUGGGCACCAAUGUCAGCACGACGUAUAUAACGUGCCCGGCCGAUCCCAAGAAGACCCUCGGCAUUAAGCUUCCCUUCCUUGUUAUGAUCAUCAAGAACCUCAAGAAAUAUUUCACAUUCGAAGUACAAGUGUUAGAUGAUAAAAAUGUAAGGCGACGUUUCAGAGCGAGCAAUUACCAGUCUACCACUCGUGUGAAACCUUUCAUCUGCACUAUGCCAAUGCGUCUGGAUGAGGGCUGGAAUCAAAUACAGUUUAACCUUGCGGAUUUCACUCGAAGGGCAUAUGGGACCAAUUAUGUGGAAACUCUGAGGGUGCAAAUACACGCCAACUGCAGAAUCCGUAGGGUUUACUUUUCCGAUAGACUGUACGCUGAAGACGAGUUACCGGCAGAAUUUAAACUAUUUCUUCCAAUUCAAAAUAAAGCUAAAACCGCUAUGGCAACAUAAAAUCCUUACUUAAAUCCUGUAAAGUUGUCAUUACCUUAGUAAAAUGUAUUUCUAAGCCUUAUUUUUAUUUUUUAAUGUACACUUACACCCCAUUACUUAUUUGAUAAAGUUGUUUAAUAUUUAUAUUCUAAUAUUAAAUAAUAAAUAUGCA
This is a messenger RNA of Hyposmocoma kahamanoa, 927 nucleotides long. It is a transcript of the gene Bug22, whose product is annotated as cilia- and flagella-associated protein 20. Bases 183 to 776 code for a protein of 197 amino acids. Gene Ontology annotation, biological process: positive regulation of cell motility; cilium assembly; regulation of cilium beat frequency involved in ciliary motility. The transcript is spliced from 2 exons. The record is from RefSeq and is a predicted model, not a curated record. Gene Ontology annotation, cellular component: motile cilium; ciliary basal body. NCBI's taxonomy places the organism in Eukaryota, Metazoa, Arthropoda, Insecta, Lepidoptera, Cosmopterigidae.